Molecule: messenger RNA, 2162 nt
Organism: Electrophorus electricus (electric eel)
Lineage: Eukaryota; Metazoa; Chordata; Actinopteri; Gymnotiformes; Gymnotidae
Gene: tnfsf11
Product: TNF superfamily member 11
Biological process (GO): immune response
Cellular component (GO): membrane
Molecular function (GO): tumor necrosis factor receptor binding
Source: RefSeq, a predicted model, not a curated record
AUGGCAGCUAAUUACUACCGCGGUUACCUGCGGAGCCACAGCGACAUGGAGCACGGGCGAGCGCGCUUCCCUUCUGCCGCGAGCACGCACAGGCCACUCGUGCUUGGAGCCCUGGCUCUUAUGGGAUUGCUGCAGGUCGCAUCGACCGUCAUGAUUCUGCUGCAUUUGACCGGUUAUCUGCGCGAGGUGGACCUGUCUUCUGCACAGCCUGUUGAGGAGGUUCAUUCUGAGCCAAUCAUAGCCGAUGCACUCAGAGACACACAGACUAGGGAGAAGUGUAAGAGGCGGAAUGCGGCACCAGUAGCUCACCUUUCAGUUAAGACCCCCAUCGACUUCUCUAGCACUGAGCCUGCUGUGGUGACCACAGUCCACUGGGACCAAGACCGAAGCAUUCUGAUAAGGUUCAAGUACCACGAUGGCCGACUUGUAAUGGCAGAGCAAGGACUGUAUUACGUGUAUGCCAAGACCUGUUUCCGCUACGCAGCUGAUCACGCCUCCAAAAAACAGGACGUCAGCAACGCCCAACUGAUUCAGUACAUUUACCAUGAGAUACAUUCUCAGUCCAAGUUCAGACCAGUGCUUCUGUCAAAGAGUGGAGGCACCCUGCAAUGGAGCAACCGGAACUACAACAUGUACUGUGUGCAGCAGGGGCGAAGUGUGCGCUUGCAAAAAAGUGACGGCCUUUUCGUCAAUGUGUCCAACUCCUGGCUACUGGACCCGGAACCUGAGGGGACUUAUUUCGGUGCUUUUAAAAUGAGCAACUGAACUUUGUUUAUUUUGCUACUGAACUGGUCUCUGCACAUCCACAACCUUAUGAACAUUCUCAAAAUGGCAAAACCACUGAGCACUUCUAUUCUCCAUCACUGACUUGUAUUUUUGUUCAGCAUAGAUUAUUAUUGUACAUCAUUUAAAGGCACAUCAGACUUCACUUGUAACUGUUAAUUAUGGAAUCAAGGUUUUGACAAUCUAAUGUUAAUCUAAUGCAUUGCUAUUUUUAAUAUGGAUUUCAGAAUUCUGGAUUAAGGAUAUCUCAUUUGAUCAAAACUUUAAAGUUCCAAAGUUUAACACACAAAUUCAACCUUGGCUGUCAUAGUUUAUAUUCAGCUGCCAUUUGUGCAACAGACACACAUGAAAUCUUUGGAAGAGGUCGAGAAAAACCCAUCUGCUCAUUAGGACUCAUGAAGUGUGUUUGGGAAAGCAUGUCCACCUUACCUUUAAUCGUGAUCGAUUAAAUCCCAAGUAACCACCACGCUACCGAGGGUAUCGCGUUGUUGAUGGACCGGGGCUUCCAGACACCAGCGGCCCCGGAGGUCAUGGUCUGAGAGGCUCCUUAUGCCAGUCGUGACUGCACUGUGCUGCUCUAGUGCACGUGAGUCACCUGCCUGUGAAGAACAGUCACCCAGCAGGUCUUCAUGAGCCCAAUCAUUAUAGGUAGAGAAACCACAGCAAACGUACAUCUGUGUGUAAAGGACUGAGGACUCCUUAAAAAAAGAUUAUAUAUAUUAAAAAAUAAAAAUAUUUUUCUCACACACAUAUAUACUUUAAAUUCCCUGUUAGUUGCUGAUUGGGAUUUUAGUACAAAGUUUUAGUUAAAAAAAUCAAUAAAGAAGCAAACUAUCUGCAGACAUCUGUAGCUCACCAUUUGGCAUUUGAACAAAAUAUUCAUAGGAAGGGCAAUAAAAUCAAGAUAGCUGGACUGUCUUUAGGAGGGUUAGAGUGAUCGACAGGAGUACAUCGAACCAAACUGAGUUUGGUACACGCUAAUUUAAAAGUUUUUUUCAUUUUACUCCUUUUGGAGAAAAUGAGAAUAUGCACUAAAUGUAUUUAUUUAUUUUUAUUGAUGAAAGAGAUUGACAUUUGUAAAAUGUUCUGUCUUGUUGUAAACUUCUGUACAGUAUGUAUGCCUGCCUGUGCUCUGGUCAUCACAGAGCUUUGGGAUGACAGACAUUGACUGUUGGUCAGUUGUAGAAGCGCUUUUCUCUUUUUCCAUUGAGAAGCAUGGGGCUCCUCUAAAGCUUAUACCGAGUGGUUUCUCAUUAAAGAAACUCUGUAUUUAUGUAUCACUUAUUUGACAAUUCUGUGUGCAAUGCUCAUUUAAAGCAGAAUUUUUUGUUAAACAUACAGUUUUAAAUUUCAACCUUAAAUUGUAAUAAGUUUUCAUA